CUCAUGGAGAGAGAUUCCAAAGACUAAUAUAAUAUGCUUUUUCGUACUACAUACUUAGUAGAGAAGGACUCAAGUCAAGUGAUAUCUGUAAUCUGAGAUCCGAGUCUCGUCAGUAGAGGACCAUUUUAACAUUUGAUAUUUUCCAAUCAAUAAUAAUAAAUUUGUCUUGUGAAACCAUGGCAAAUUUAACAGAAGAUGAUUCUUCUGGUGAAACUGAUAAGUUAGUGCCAAGUGAAUCCAAUGAAGAAACUUCUGUUGUAGAAAACCAAAAUGUGGAUAUCAAUGCUCAAAUUGAUGAACAACGUCAAAGGAUGCAGCCGUCUAAAAUGGAAUCAUUUUUUGCUAUAACGAAAUCACUUAUCAUAAGAGCGUUAGUAGUUUAUUUUAUUACAUCAAUGUUUCGGCAACCUUCUGCACCAAAAACUGACGUUAAUAGCUCAUCUGGUGUACCUCGAGUACCAGCCGUUAACAUGUUUCAAAAUGGAACAGUUGUGGAUAUGUUUGCAUAUAUAUCAGAGCAUGAAUUUCUAGAUAAUCUUGAACAUGGUCAAUUGAUCUGGAAAGAAACAAAUCUUGUAUAUGGUGACUGGUUUGGUGGACCCAAUAAUGAUGGAACUUAUACCCAUUCCACUAGUAUUGUGCCUUCAGAGUCUUUAAAGAAUAAUGGUUCCAUUUAUAUUCAUGUUUAUGUAGUCCCAAAUGGAAAGUCACCAAAUCCUAAAGAUAAAAAUAAUUAUGCAGGACCAUAUGUUACAUAUGGUAAAAAAAUGGUUAAUAAAUACAAAAAGUUAAAAUAUCUAAAAACACAUAACCUUUUGACCGGACAAAGUGAAAAGUCUGAGGAGGAAUUAAAAAAAGCUGAAACAAUGAAAGAAGAGAUAGUGUCACAUUGGCAUCCUAAUUUGACUAUUAAUUUAGUAACAGAUCAAACAAAUUGGAUGCAAGGCAGUGUUCCGCCACCACUUGAUGAAUUUAUAUAUUUUUUGCCUGAUGGUAAGGAGUAUAAACCUGCUGUGUUCUUAAAUGAUUACUGGAAUAUGAUGCGUGACUAUGUACCUCUCAACAAUAGUGUUACUAGCCUUGAUCUACAACUAACAUUUCAACCAUUGAGUCUUUUCAAAUGGCAGUUAUACACAGCACAAGUUAUGAGAGACAAACUGAGCAUGUUUUCAGCUCUUGGUGCAGAAGAGCAAGAUGAAGAACAGGAUACUGUGAAAGAAUUGCUUUUGGAAACAUCUCCUUAUUUAUUGGGUUUAACUAUAUCUGUCUCUAUCCUCCAUUCAAUUUUUGAACUUUUAGCAUUUAAGAAUGACAUUCAGUUUUGGAACAACAGACAGUCCUUGGAAGGACUCUCUGUGCGAUCAGUUUUCUUCAAUGUUUUUCAGUCAACAGUUGUAUUGCUCUAUGUACUAGAUAAUGAAACUAAUGUUAUGGUUAGAAUUUCUUGCUUUAUUGGCUUAAUGAUUGAAAUCUGGAAAAUUAAUAAAGUUAUGGAUGUGAAAUUGAAUAGGGAAGAUAGGAUAUUUGGAUUCCCCAAAAUAUCUUUCACAGAUAAGGGUUCUUAUGUAGAAUCAAGCACAAAACAAUAUGAUAUGUUAGCCUUCAGAUAUUUAAGCUGGGCUUGUUUUCCUCUGCUGAUUGGAUAUGGUAUUUACUCACUUUUAUAUCUGGAGCAUAAAGGAUGGUACUCAUUCAUUCUAAACAUGAUGUAUGGAUAUCUGUUGACUUUUGGUUUUAUUAUGAUGACUCCUCAGUUGUUUAUCAAUUACAAGCUAAAUUCUGUAGCUCAUUUACCAUGGCGCAUGAUGACAUACAAAUUUCUCAAUACUUUUAUUGAUGAUAUAUUUGCAUUUGUGAUUAAAAUGCCAACAAUGUACCGUCUGGGAUGUUUUAGAGAUGAUAUUGUUUUCUUCAUUUUCCUGUACCAGCGCUGGAUCUACAAGGUUGAUCAUAAGCGAGUUAAUGAAUUUGGUUUUUCUGGCGAAAUGGAGCAGCAACAAAACCAAAAUCUAUCCCUAACACAACCUGAAGUUACUGAUAAGAAGAAUGAUUAAUUCUCUAAGAUGGGUGUAAAUACAUAAAUAGAGGUGGUACAUUAGAUAAAUUUAUUUAUAGCCUGUUUCUCAAAAAUCUUCUAUGAUCAGUAACUCCUCAUAAUUGAUAAGUGAUACAAUGACAUUUACACCCCUUAAUGUCAAAAUUGUCUUCUGCUUAGGUUUUUUAACAACCUUAUCAUGCAUUAUUUAAUGAUAGCUAAUGUUGCUAGGAUAAUUAUCUGAAUUAUGUUUUUAACUACAAUUAUGGACAACAUUUCAUGAGUUUCUUAAAAUGUAGUAAAUAAUGAUUAUGGUCUUUAACUAAAACCCUUUUUAACUAUAGCAUACAAUAUUUAUAUUAUUUUAUACAUUAUUAGUUUCAAUUUUUUUUACAAAAAAAAUAUUUACUUGAUACUUCUGUCAUAACUAAAUAAUUGCUCUUAUUUAAAUAGAAUAUUUCAAGCAUACUCUAUGUCAAAAAUUAACUUUACAUAGUUGACUGAUAGUUUAAAUUUCAGCAUUUAUUUACCUAAAUUUUUGAAAAGGAUUAACUUAAUUUAAAUUAUAGCUCAAAAUAAAUAUAUAAUCGUCUUUGUGAUGGCUGUAUGUAGUAAUAUAAACAAUGUUGUUCAUGUUAGAUUGUUCAUCGUUAAAGCAGUGUUCCUCAUUAUGAGAUAAGUUUUUCAAGGAUAUAAAUGUAUCUUAUAAAUAUAUGAUAUUUUUUUUGUUAUAUCCAUUGCUAUUUCCUAUUGCAUUGCAUGAAUACAAUAAUAUUACAAUAAUAUACAAUAAUAUGAUGGAUACAAUAAUAUUAAUGUAUGUACUGCACUUGUAAUGCCUGUGGGAAUGCUCUAUGUCACAAUGUAAUUGAAAUAAAUAGCCAAAACCGACAAUAGCUUGCUAUAUGACCUUACCAUUACUUGGUCUUGGUACCUUUGGAACAAUGUAUGCAGUAUGACUUGAGUAUUGUCCAGUAGAAAUGUUUUAAUGAUUUAGUAAAAUUGUUGUUAUAGGAAUUGUAAUGGUUUUUGUAAUUAAUAUUGUAAGCUGUGUUUAGAUUAAUUAUUUAAAUAAAUUGAUUUGUAGGUACUUUAUAUAAGCACUUCCAUUAAAUUCUGAAAUAAUAAUUGUGAUUUAAAUUAGUACAACUGUAAACUAAUAACUAUUAUUGUUGUGAUAAAAUGACAUGAGAAUAAGUUUUUAAAGAAAUAUUUAUGCCACCCACAAGUAAAUAUUAUGCAUUUCGAAUUUAUGGAUAUAUUUUAAAUUAUAACAUAGUUUAAUUCACUUAUGCCUCCAAUCUUAAAUUAAAAGUAUUAAAUGUA
Pieris napi is the source of this 3361-nucleotide messenger RNA. Its product is annotated as cleft lip and palate transmembrane protein 1 homolog. NCBI's taxonomy places the organism in Eukaryota, Metazoa, Arthropoda, Insecta, Lepidoptera, Pieridae. The transcript has 3 exons. Gene Ontology annotation, cellular component: endomembrane system; membrane. The coding region runs from base 177 to 2054 and encodes 625 amino acids. The record is from RefSeq and is a predicted model, not a curated record.